Messenger RNA from Chelmon rostratus (copperband butterflyfish), 1836 nucleotides. RefSeq names its product probable polypeptide N-acetylgalactosaminyltransferase 8. The transcript is spliced from 11 exons. Gene Ontology annotation, cellular component: Golgi apparatus. Lineage: Eukaryota; Metazoa; Chordata; Actinopteri; Chaetodontiformes; Chaetodontidae. The coding region runs from base 1 to 1836 and encodes 611 amino acids. The record is from RefSeq and is a predicted model, not a curated record.
AUGCACAGGAGCCCCAGGAUGAGAUCUGGCUGGAUUAAAGUCUCACUUCUGGUCUUUGCCGUGGCCACGGCUCUGUUAUACCUCAGCUCCAUUAAGAGGGAAGUCCAUACCCAUUCGGAGAGACUCCAGAGGGCUCACCACAACGACUCCAUCAGGGGUCAGGGAAUGCUCAACAGGAUGGACAAGAUGGAAGCAGACAUCAACAGGCUGCUAAACGCAAUGAAUAAACUGGAGAAGAAGGAACCGGCGCCACAGAUUGCGGAGGUGAAGAAAGAGAGGAAGGUGGUGAAGAAGCUCUACCCGAACUCGGCCCUGUUCAGCAAGUGGGGUGACGAGCUCUCAGAGGAGGAGCAGAAGGAGGCUGAGAACUUGUUUCAGAGAUACGGCUACAACGCCUUCGUCAGCGACAGGCUGCCCCUCAACAGAGACAUCCCUGAUACCAGGCCCCCCAGGUGUGCUGAGAAGAAGUAUCCGGAGGAUCUGCCAAGCAUCAGCGUUGUGUUAAUCUACCUGGACGAAGCUCUUUCUGUCAUUAAAAGGGCCGUCCGCAGCAUCAUAGACAAGACACCAGCCCGGCUUCUGAAGGAGAUCAUAUUGGUGGACGAUCACAGCAGCAACGAGGAUUUAAUGGAGAAACUGGAUGAAUACAUCAACUCUGUCCAUGAGGAGUGUCCAGGCCUGGUGAAGAGAGUCAGGCACUCGGAGCAGCUCGGCCUCACCCAGGCCAGACUGUCGGGAUGGAAGGCUGCUGUAGGGGACGUGGUGGCCAUCCUGGAUGCUCACAUAGAAGUUCAUGUGCAAUGGGCAGAGCCACUGUUAGCUCGAAUCAAAGAGGACCGGACGGUGAUAUUGACACCGGUGUUCGACAGGGUAAAUUUUGAUGACUUGACAUUGACUCCGUACACACCUGCGGCAGAUGCCUUUGACUGGGCUCUGUGGUGCAUGUACGAGUCCUUCAGACCCGAGUGGUACGCUUUAAAGGACGCAUCACAGCCUGGCAAGAGCCCCUCCAUCAUGGGGAUUCUUGUAGCUGAUCGCAAGUUCUUUGGAGAGAUCGGAAGCCUCGAUGGAGGAAUGAAAAUAUAUGGUGGUGAAAAUGUGGAGCUCGGCAUCCGGGUGUGGCUAUGUGGAGGAAGCGUGGAAGUUAUACCUUGUUCUAAAAUUGCCCACAUUGAACGGGCCAGAAAGCCUUAUCUCCCAGAUUUGAGUGUAAUGAUGAAACGUAAUGCACUGAGGGUGGCAGAGGUGUGGCUGGAUGAAUAUAAAUAUAAUGUCAACAUUGCCUGGAACCUUCCCAUAGAGAACCAUGGGAUAGACAUUGGGGAUGUGUCUGAGAGGAAAAAGCUGAGAGAGAGGCUGAAUUGCAAGCCUUUCAAGUGGUAUAUUGAUAAUGUAUACCCCAUGCUGGAGCCUCUGCGUGACCUGAUAGGUUACGGAGUGCUGAUUAAUGACCUGAAACCAGACCUCUGUGUUGACCAAGGUCCAAUGCCUGGAAACACACCCAUUUUGUAUACCUGCCACCACUUCUCACCGCAGCACUGUUAUUAUCGCUCCAAUGGACAAAUCUACAUUGGUGGAAUCAAAUCUCACAAGUAUAACAGCAACCGCUGUCUGGUGGACACCGGCACUGGACUCUACCCCGGACUGUACGAGUGCAAAAUAGCCCAGCAGAAGUUCCACAUGCUGUGGGACUUUAAACAAAAUGGACCUAUCCAGAACAGAGACACAAAGAGAUGUCUGGAAGUUGCGAUCGGUCAAGACGGAUAUUAUAAGCUUGUUGUUCAGCAGUGCAGUGCUCAGAGCUGGAAGAUCCAAAAUCUCAUCAAAGACCCCUGA